AACCCGGUGUCUCUAUGGUGAAGGAAGCCGAAAGUUUAAUUUGAAUCGGUGCUGAUUGGUCCAGGGGCGGUGUCCUGUCAGCAGCGCUGGAGUUCAACCAAAAAUCCGAGCACCUACAAUUUAACGAUUCUUUGUUGGAAAGGUAUUUUCAGCCUUCCGUUAUUCUUGCAGUCCACAAUGAACCCUUCCUGCGAUUCUGAUAUCGACGAGGAUUUAGAUACGUAUCUGAAAGGUUUAAGAGAAAGGGCUAACAAGAGCAUACAGAAACUGAAAUGUACUCUGGAAGGAACACUUCAGGUGGAAUCCUCUGAACUAUCUCCAGUGGUUGGACCUGACACCAUCCAAGGAAACUGUAAGAAUCUCUCAGAGACGGCCGAGAGUCAUUGUGAAAUGGCAUGGCAGGAGUUACAACAUAGUCAUGCAGUGAACGAGCUCAGAACUUUGUUGCGGGAACAAGAAAUUAGAGAAGGGACAGGUUCACCAUCUACAACCGGGACAUGUCGUAUGAGACAAGGAAAAGAUUCUGAUCACUCACCAUCUGUUCAAGAUCUGGUACCUAUUCUUAAUGAACAAUCAGAAUACAUUCAACAUUUGGAGGCAGAAGUCAAGCUUUUCAAGGAGGAAUUUACUCGAGUGAAACAGCGGGUGCAGGUUGUUGUGGUUGAAAAUGAAAAACUUCAGGAAGAGUUAAAAUCGAGAGCAACUCAUGAUGCUUUGGAUGAACCAUCCGUAUGCUCUUUCUCACAACAUUCAAAAGCUGUCUCCCCAGUUGAUCAAAAAUCCACCAGAACACACAAGGUGCAGGAGACCUCUUCGCCAGCAAAGCAGCAGAAAUGGCCAUCAUGCACACUGCCACGACGAGAGUGCAGUACUAUUAAAGAAGAAAUCAAAAAUUGGCAGCUAGAAGUAGAAAACCUAGAGACUCUUUACCAAGGGAAAACAGCAACUCUGGAGCUUCAAAUUUCAUUACUAAGAAAAGACCUAUCGGAAUCGCAAAAGCAAUGUCAUGAGUUCAUUGAACGAUUAAAACAUCAAGACGCAUUACUCGCGGUGAAUUGUGCAGAUCGUGUCGGUGGCCUUUGUUUGAAAUGUGCCCAGCAUGAGGCAGUUAUGGCCCGGACGCAUAGUGAUGUACAUAUGCAAUCUAUAGAGUGCUUAAGAAAUGAAAAAGAUGAACUGAUGUGUAUGCUGUCAAAUAUGAGAAGCAACCUAACUGAAAUGCAGGCCAGGGAAAAUUCUGCAUAUCAGCAGGUGAAACAUACUACGGAGAUAGCAGAAGAAGCUAAUUUGGAGAAAAUACAGGUUGUGGUCCACUGUGAGCAGCUGAAGAGUGAGUUGUUGCGCCAGAAAGAGGGGCUAGAAAGGGAACUAGCUUGUCAGCAAGAAAAAAUUGCAAAUGCCAAGAAAAUUGUACAGGAAGAAAUGAGGAAAGAGAGGGACGAGCUGACAUCAAAGGUGAGCUGUUUGUCGGAGAAUGUCGCAUGUCUUGAAGGUCAGUUGCAGAGGCUGGUGAGGGAGAAGGAUUCGGCAUGUAGCCAACUGGAAGCAACUCAGAAGCAACUAAAAUAUACCGAGAUGGAGACUAAUAAGGAAUCUGGUGAAUUGCGUUAUCAGCUGAAUCAGGUCAAAAUUAAGAAAGAAGAGACCGAGAAGGAAUUCAGAGUGCAACGAGCAAAAAUGUCACGGGAAUUGGAACUGCAAGGACAGGAGAAACAGAAACUUGAGCUGGAAAUUAAUGAAACUAAGUGUCAUUUGGAGCACGUCCAGCAGGAUGCAGCAAAAACGAAGGAUGAAUAUCUAAAGCUGAUAGAACUACUGAGCAAAGCCGAGCACCAACUGCACCUCACCAGGAUGGAAAAGGACAGUCUCCUUCGUAGUCACAGUGAUUAUGUCAAAGCCCUGGCCUUUCAAUCUAAACACCGUGAACAAGAGCUAACAGAAAAGAUACAGCAAAUGGAGACCCAGCAUGAUAAAACUGUGAAUGAACUGGAGGCACUACUCAGCUCUCAGAGUGCUCUCACAAACAAAUUAAAAACAGAAUGUCGCACUUUAAGUCAAAAGCUACAAAAGAUCACAGAAAAAAACAGAUCGGAGGUUGGCCAACUUUGCCAAGAGAAAGAAUAUUUACAGGAAAGACUGGAGAAACUACAAGACAGAAAUGAUGAAAUGGAAAAUCAGUGUAUCCAGCAUGGAACAGUGCAUGAAAAAAUGAAACAGAGACUCCAACAGUUGGACCAGCACAGUCAGGCCAGUGCACAGCAAGUGGUGGAACUACUGCAGAAGCAAAAUGAGCUGAUGAAGGAAAGACAGACCCUACUGGAAAAGUUGCAGUGUCUCCAGUCAUCAGAAAAUGUCUCAGACUAACCUCCUUUUCUGUCAUAACGACAGAGAACCAACGAAUAUUCAACUGGAUGUCAUUCUGCAUCAAUAUAAGAAGUUUUACAUUUUUUAAAGUUUUGUACAUAUUUUUGAUAUUAAAUGUUUAAGUAUAAAGUAUAUACUACAGUUUAUGGCCAUAUAUUUCAACUGUAAUCUCACCUUGCAGUGAGGGGGAAUAAUUUACUAUUUAACAUUACUACAACUAAUACUGUAUUGAUUCUUGUGUACAAAUAGAUGCCCAACUGUUUUCAGCUACAGAUUAGCAGAUAUGCUCUCAUUUAGGCGAGACUCACCUGAUUCAUGUUGCUUGCCAAAGUGAUGUGUGUGAUUUUGUACAAAGUCUUGAUGCCUCCCUGUCUCAUUUCAGAUGACAACGGUAAUUUUUAAAGUUUUGCCGAGUGCAUAGCAACAUUCUAUUGUAAAGAUGAUGGCAGAGUUGUGCUGACAAUAUAUGCAUAAUAUCUUUACCAUUAAUGAAAGGCUGCUUCAGUAUUCCGAUUCUGUUUUGGGGAUAUUUGUUUAAAACCAUUCUUCUGUAAAUUAUUUCAUUUAUCGUAAUUUAUUUCAUAUCUAAUUGAAGCAGUUAAUGUGAACCUUUGGAUGCUGUCAAUUCAAACUGUGCACAAAGUGAUAACUAUUUUGAUGUUUACAUUAAAAUUUAUUUUCCUACAAGCAGAAGGAAUGUGUUACAUUCUAGUGUGGUGCCUGAUGCAAAAUGUGUACUGAUUAGAAUAUUUUAACACUUGUAGUUUUGUGUUUCUAGUGGGAAUAUGUCUUGUGAAAGAGAGCUUUAUUGAAUGAUUAAAGAAGUUUGUUUUUAUUCAA
Molecule: messenger RNA, 3204 nt
Organism: Amblyraja radiata (thorny skate)
Lineage: Eukaryota; Metazoa; Chordata; Chondrichthyes; Rajiformes; Rajidae
Gene: sdccag8
Product: SHH signaling and ciliogenesis regulator sdccag8
Exons: 18
Coding region: 178-2364 (728 amino acids)
Biological process (GO): tube formation; neuron migration; centrosome cycle
Cellular component (GO): centrosome; centriole
Source: RefSeq, a predicted model, not a curated record